Molecule: messenger RNA, 1086 nt
Organism: Caenorhabditis sp. 36 PRJEB53466
Lineage: Eukaryota; Metazoa; Nematoda; Chromadorea; Rhabditida; Rhabditidae
Source: the annotation of a GenBank genome assembly
AUGCUGGAAUUCCGAACGAAACUGCAGAAAUAUCAGCUGGCAACGCUGAUAUCAUCGGUUCUUUCCAACGCGCUUCUGUUCAUCGCAACACUCACUCCGGCCUGGCAGGUACAUAACUUUUUUUAAUAAAAAGUUAGUAAAUACUGUAGGUUGCUGACGACUUGGAUGCCAAUCGAUAUGUGCAAUCCGGAUUGUGGCUGUAUUGUCCGGGACAAGCGCAAUGCUGGUACAUUUUCAGUGACACUUUGAUCAAUUACUAUGAGAAAGUUGGUUCAAAACCAAGGAAAACAUGAAUCAUUUCAAUUUCCAGGUGGAUGUCUGUCGAUUCUUCCUGAUUGGCGACUGUAGAAAGAAACUUUUGAGAACUCCCUACUUUUUUGGAUGGCACUACGCCGUUCUCAUCCUCAACUGCUGUGCUAUGACGUUUAUGACAAUAGGAAUCGCGGCAAUCAUCGUUUCGUACGUGAAACCGAAUCGAGCAAAGAUUGCAGUUAUUAUCUGCGACGGAGUGAUUGGAUUCUCCAGUGAGACUUCUGAAAAGAGACUCUAACAUUGAUACUAUAGCUUUUCAGGUUUACUCCUCGGAAUCUCUCUCGCUGUUUUCAUGGCAAACGCUGAAAUGCUCGAGUCCAAGUAUCUCAUAGGAAUCAAGAAUACGUUCGAGGUGGAGGCUUAUGUGAAAUCUAGAUUAAAACUAGGGAAUUUACAGAAACAGUACGGAUAUUCGUUCUACCUCGCCGGUCUCGCGUUCGUUAUCUCAAUCUUCGCUAUUCUGUUCGCCGUUCUCGUCACCACUUACACAUUUUUCUUUGUGGAAGAAGUUGCGGAGAGUCAGUACUCGUUGAAAAUGUCGAAUAGUCAAUUUGCGGGGAGUUACAACCACUAUCCACAGCAAUCUUACAAAAAUCAGUACCAGCCACCGCAAUCUCAGUUGAGCAUGGCUGUGAGUUACAGUUUUACUGUUUUGUCUUCAGAAAAAGUGUGAUAUUUUAGAUCCCACCCACUGAACAUGGAAGUUUCAUUUCUGGAGCCAUAUCCCCUCGCGGAGAUUUCAAGUCGCAAACGAGGCACUUCUACAGCUACUAA